Molecule: messenger RNA, 3927 nt
Organism: Nycticebus coucang (slow loris)
Lineage: Eukaryota; Metazoa; Chordata; Mammalia; Primates; Lorisidae
Gene: NKX1-2
Product: NK1 homeobox 2
Exons: 2
Coding region: 852-1724 (290 amino acids)
Biological process (GO): cell differentiation; regulation of transcription by RNA polymerase II
Cellular component (GO): nucleus
Molecular function (GO): RNA polymerase II cis-regulatory region sequence-specific DNA binding; DNA-binding transcription factor activity, RNA polymerase II-specific
Source: RefSeq, a predicted model, not a curated record
AGUCAUCUCUCUAAAACCAUUGCUGGCCUCUGACUCAGCUUGAAAGGAAAGACUCCAACACCGUGCGGGAUUUUCUUCCUCUAUUUCGGAGACAGUAGGAUGUACUGAAAAAAAGCAUUGGUCCAGUAGAAGAUCUGGGUUGGAACCCAGACUUUGUCACCAACCAACAGUAACCUUGGACAAAUCCCGUCUCCUCUUUGAACCUCAAUUUCCCCAUCUUUAAAAUGGGAGCCGUGAUCUGUGCUUCACCAGACGCCUCCCUCACAAGGAUGCUCAGGGAAUCAAGAGAUCGCGCAAGCCCAAAGGCUUUGCAUACUGUAAACGGUGAAAGUAAGAGGCUCGCUUUUUAAUCCGAGGGAACCGUGUCUGAGGCUAUUACUGUGAUUCACUGGCGGGGCAGGAGAUGUGCUGAGCAUUGCCUUGAAGUAUUGAGCCCCCAGUCUUGAUUCAUCCCCAAAUCAAAGACGGAAACACCGGGGACAGAGCAAAAACUCAAGUUAGAGAGGGGCGUGUGUGUAAGGAGGUUCCUCGGGAUGGAAUCCGCCCCCGCGCACUCCUCGGUUCUGGGGACCGAGGCGAGAGGGGCGGACGGCACCAUCCCCACGGGCACGCGCACCGGGCGCGCGGAGGCUCCCCCUAGCCUAGGUAAGCGCCCCCAGCGCGGCGCCGGGUAGUCCCCAGGCCAGUCCGGGCGCGCAAGUGCCAAUCCGCGCGCAGUCCCCCGCGGCUCUCUCCCCGCCCCUUCCUCUGUCUCUCUUGGUCUAGCCAGCCUAGCUCUGGGCUCGGCCAAAGGCAAGCCGGACGGCCGUACCGGACCCUGCGCUGCCGGCCCCAGGCCCGCAGUAGCGGGCAUGCUGGCAUGGCAGGACGGCGGGGCCAAGGCAGCUCCGUCUCACCACAAGAUCUCCUUCUCGGUACUGGACAUCCUGGACCCGCAGAAAUUCACCCGCGCUGCGCUCCCGGCCGUGCGCCUGGCUCCCCGGGAAGCCAAGAAAAGUUUGGCGGAGGUCGAAGUGGCGAAGGACGGCCGCUCCCGGGACAUGGGUCGACAGCAGGAGACCCCUGAUGCUGCGGGCCGAGGCGCCGGUCCGGAGUUCCCGCUGGAGGGCUCCGAGGCCGAAGAGGAGGACGAGGACGCGGGACCGCCGCGGCGGCGGGAGAGGGCUGCGCGCUCUCCGGAGGCCCGGGCCGGGGCGUUGGUGGCUGGGGAGCGCGGCACGGACGGCGGGGACGGCCCCGCGGAAUCCCCGGGCUCGCCCGGCUCCCCGCGACCCCGGCGCCGGCGCGCGGAGCCCAAUUGCGCCAAGCCGCGGCGCGCGCGCACCGCCUUCACCUAUGAGCAGCUGGUGGCCUUGGAGAACAAGUUCCGGGCCACGCGCUACCUGUCGGUGUGCGAGCGCCUGAACCUCGCGCUGUCGCUCAGCCUCACGGAAACGCAGGUCAAAAUCUGGUUCCAGAACCGCAGGACCAAGUGGAAGAAGCAGAACCCGGGCGCCGAAGGCGCGGCGCAGGCGGGAGUGGGCGCGUCCCAGCCCGGGACGCCCAGGGCCGCAGCGGGCAGCCCUGGCGUUCUGCCCUUCCAGACUUUCCCCGCCUACUCGGCAGCCAACGUCCUCUUCCCAGCCACCACCUCCUUCCCGCUGACUGCCGCCUCCGCCGGGAGCCCCUUCGCACCCUUCCUCGGGCCCUCCUACUUGACCCCCUUCUACGCCCCGCACCUAUGAACCGCAGCCCCUCCGGACCCCACCUCGCCGGGGUUCACCAGGGCUGGGCGUAAUCGUGGGCCCGCUCCUCGAAGGAAGGCGCAGCUGCGCAAGGACCGCCCCCUCCUGGCGCGCGGGUGUCAGCGCGCCCGGGCUCUUCAGCUGCCCGGAGACGCCGCCAGAGGGCGGGGAGAAGCCGGCUGCGGACUCCGCGCGCACCCCCUUCUGCCGGCGCGCGCCCUAGGUCCACGCGGGCCACAAAGGGGUCAGGGACCUAUUAUCUUCAAAAGCGUCGGGAUACGGAGACUGUCCUCAGAUCUUUCUGGACCUUGCUCUUCACUUUUGACCAGGUUUAAUUCAGUUCAAGGGCUCUUUUUUGAAGGUGUUGGGUGCCCUGCCCGUCAGCUGUGCGCAGUCAGGAGGCACCUGCAAAGGUUCUAACUCGGAGGGUAUGGAGCUCUCCCUUUCAUAGCCGACUGCGUCCCCUUCAUACUUGAUUAUUGGCCCAAACCCGGGAUUCCUUCCAAAUACUCAAUGAAGCUAGGAGAGCUUGGCCCAUGUACAAACUGCCAGUGUGAAAUGGACUGUUUUUAAAAAUUCAUUAGAACUCAACAUUUCUAGAUGGUUAUUUAAGAUUUAGAUUGGAGAACGAUACUCAUUCCAAACAGACUCUCCGCAGGUUAUUCCUGAGAGAGUGGGUACCUUAUUUUUCUGAAUAGGCCCCAGGUUUGUUUAGGAAAGGUAACCCAGCUUGGUAGCUAGACUUGGCUGCUAAUGUAGACACAGGUCUUCUACACUGCAGGUUUUGAGAACAGCUUGGGUCAAACCUCACAGUGACCCCAAAUGCAUAAAAAUAAUAAUGAAGGGAGUCAUGGCUCAGCUAAUAUCAUGGGGUCUAUGCAAACGGCUGCCUAUUUUGAUUUGAGAUAUUUGAUAUUUUAAAACUUCAGUCUUGGCUAAUCUAUCUGCCCCCAGCAAUUCCUGGGCUCUCAAAUAGUGAGCCAGGUUGGGAGAGAGCUGGCCCCACCAACACACACUACAUAUGGACUUUUGGACUAAUUUUUAAAAGCACAAACUCAGCAUUUUUAGAUCUUCAUCUAGGAUUCUGACUUGAAAGCAAUUCUUGUUCUAAACAGACUGUCCUGGUAUGGUGCUGUGAAAGUGAUGCUUCUUCCUGGGUGUAAGGAGCUACCGUGGAAACCAAACCCCUGUUCCUAACAGAUUCAACUGCAAGAACUUACCUGAACACACAUUCUAACUGCUACUUUUAUUAUCUCCCUUAAAAAAAUUUAGAUCUUCCAAAAAAUUUCCUUGCCAGUUUUGUUUGGAAUGCUCUUCCUUUAGUUUUCUUUCUUUCUUUCUUUUUUUUUGGCUGGGGCUGGGUUUGAACCCGCCACUGAGCCACAGGCGCCGCCCUAGUUUUCUAUAUAAUAGGAUCUUGUAGCCUAUGUCUUAGAAACCCAGGGGUCCCCAACUAUGUCUUAUAUGUUUCAUCCUCACUUUGGUAACUCGUGGCCAGCUGAGAUCUGUAUGAAUACUAUAUUCCUGGUAGCCUAUGCCGUUAACAAUGAAAUUUAAUGAGCAAUGGCUUCAAAGUAAAAGCGCACUGUUUGGUAUUGGGAACACAUUUGUUAUUGUCAUUUUGAAAUAUCUAGUUCUAUUAUCAGGAAUGAUGGAAGAUACCCACCUUUUUCCUAAAGUAAGACUUCAUAAUUGAGUCAUAAAAUUUGAGAGUAAAUAUUUAAUUAUGUAUUACUUACUAGUUAGACUCCUUCUUUCUAUUCUAAAGAAAAAUAUUCUCCAAACAACACAUUAUAACCUUCUAAAAGACAACUGGUGCCAGAUGAGAUUAAGAAGGCAGUUACCGUAAUAGAGAAUUUGAUUUUGUUCACUUUGCAUGUUGGUAAACCCUUCUUCAGUAACUGCUUGUUGGUUUCCCAAAGGCACUAUUCCAGGCAAGUCAAGUGCACAGGGCAAACUCUGUAACAAAGCUGAAUUUCUGCAAUAAAGGGCAAAUAUUUAAUUCCAGUCCUCUCAGAUGGCAGAAUCAAGGACUUCAGUUAAAAAGAAAGCACAGGGAGGGAGGUGGGAGGCUCCCCUGUGGACUGGCAUGGCCCUGUAAUUCCUGACUCGUUUCCACAAACUGUCAUGGACUAAUGCUUGAGGCAUGUGACUUGGAACUUCUGCUGCUUUAAAAGGCCCAGUGGCUUCCCAACCAAAUCCU